AUGGCCACUCCGGUGUUGACCUCCCCUCGACUCAUUCUUUCGAUGCAUCGCUCAACAAGGCCAUCAGAUAGGGAAUAUGUCCCUGUUCAGACCAAAGAGACCAACUCACUAAAUGAUGAUUCUUCAGAUUCAGAUAUUGCUGCAGCGAGGUCGAGAGAGCACCAAAGACGGAACCUCUCAUGUUUUCUCGUUUACAUACUACCCUGGGUACUCACAGUGAUGUUUGCAAUAUUAUCAAUCAUACUUCUUGCUAAGCUAUAUACUCAAUCUCAAUUGGGAACAUACGAAACGAACUUCGCAACCGACUUUUCUUUCCCAAUACGAACUCCCCUAGAGAAGAUCCAGUUCCGGGGCAGUCCGCAUUUUCAUAACAACGGCACGCCCUGGAUAAAAGACCCAGACGAGACAGCACCAUGGCCAGAGAACGUGAGAUAUGUUGGUGAACCAAGCCAAGAGCUCGAUGAGAACUGGCAGAGGCUCAUUGGCAAACGGUACUUCUCUAUCUCGGACGAGGAGGCCAAAAGAGCUUGGGGAGAUAAGAGGCAUGAGUUCGACAUGUUUCAUACGUUGCAUUGCAUUAAUGAGCUUCGCAAGGCGUUGCGUCCCGAAUACUACCCCCCGAACUCUCAUACGCUUCAUGGAGCACUUCAAAACGGCAUGUCUCCCAUUAACUGUUCUUACUAUGUUGCUCUUCUUGAAGGCUCACGGCUAACCUCCAUGCAAGACCAUUGUUUAGAAAUGCUUCGCCAAACAGUUCAAUGCUAUGGCAGCACAGCUCUGAUACCCACAAAAUUCAUGGAGGGUCUUGAACAUAAUUAUAUUGACUCAGAUCAGCUUCAUGUUUGCCGUUCAUUUACUGCCAUUCGAGAUUUCACGGACUCCAGAAUGCCAGGCAGGGACAGAUAUGUCACUCGGGACAAGUCUUUGUUGGAUGAUAGGAAGCAUGCGAUUGCGAAAGCAUUGGGGAAGACCAAUGGCGAUAAUUCAAAAGGAGGGGCGUCGUAA
Fusarium redolens is the source of this 1005-nucleotide messenger RNA. RefSeq lists its product as uncharacterized. The transcript is spliced from 4 exons. The record is from RefSeq and is a predicted model, not a curated record. Lineage: Eukaryota; Fungi; Ascomycota; Sordariomycetes; Hypocreales; Nectriaceae. Bases 1 to 1005 code for a protein of 334 amino acids. Gene Ontology annotation, biological process: mycotoxin biosynthetic process.